UGUCUUCAGGUGCUUGUGGGGUCGUCAGUGAACGGGUUUGGACUGGACACGAGUGACGCAGACAUGUGUCUGAUAGUGUCCAACUCUCUGAUUGACCGACCAGCGGGACUGGGCACUGCUCAUCCGCACGGAAGUCAUGCUGGUCUGUCUGCGGACUGGUGUAUGAAUGUGCCUGCCAAGAUCCCCUUGGUCAAGUUGACCAACGUGCGCACUGGUAUCAACUGCAACAACACAGUCGGCCUGCUCAACACUCGACUCUUGCGCGCCUACGCGGACCUGGACUGGGAACUGUGUUGCUGUCGAUCUAGACCCUGCUGAGUGCUCCGAAUCCAGACGAUCGAUCCUUUGCGAAAUGACAUGGCGGAAUUGUGGAAAGUGAACAAGGCUGAGGCUUCGCACAUUGCUCGG
Notodromas monacha is the source of this 408-nucleotide messenger RNA. NCBI's taxonomy places the organism in Eukaryota, Metazoa, Arthropoda, Ostracoda, Podocopida, Cyprididae. The record is from the annotation of a GenBank genome assembly.